GAGUUUACUGCCUUUUAUCCUCUUAUAGUCAAUAAUUAUACUCAACAAUGGCUUCAAGACCUACGAAGAAGAGGAAACUCACCCCUCCUCAGUCGGAUGAUGAGGCUCAUUCUCGAAAAUCUAGCUCAAGGAUACAAAAGUCUUUCUUGACGAAUGCGGCGAAUUGGGACUUAGAACAGGACUAUGAGACGAGAGCGAGGAAGGGAAAGAAGAAUGAGAAAGAGAGUACCCGGCUCCCUCUCAAACUUCAGGAUGGGCGUGUACAACAUGUCUCCGCUCCAGCUGUUGAUUUUGGUUCUCUCGAAAGUGACGAAGAUUGGUUAGAAGGUGGCGAUGACGAGUCUGAGGGUGAGGAAGCAAGGGUGAGGCAGCCCGAGAAGCCUGAUAUACCCGAACAUCAACAGAUCCGGGAAGCCAAAGAAGAGCUCGCGAAAAUAGCACUGUUGCUCAACGAGACUCCUGAAGAGAAUGGAGGUGCCUUCAAGGCCCUGGCCAAGAUUGGACAGUCCAGGAUCCCGGCUAUACAAAAGCUUACUCUGGCCACCCAGUUAGCCGUUUACAAGGACGUUAUCCCUGGAUAUCGAAUAAGGCCCGUAGCGGAAGAUGCGCCGGGGGAGAAAUUAUCGAAAGAUGUGAGGAGGGUGCGGACCUUUGAGAAUUCUCUCAUCUCAGGUUACCAGGCGUAUGUAAAGGAUCUCACUAGGCACGCCAAGGCUGGACGCCACCAUGCAAACGAAGGCAAGGGUCAGAGCGUCGCGAGCGUUGCCAUCAUGUGUGCUUGCACACUAUUGACCUCCGUGCCUCAUUUCAAUUUCCGGGGCGACCUGAUCAAGAUUCUGGUGGGAAAACUGUCUAAUAGACAUGUCGAUGACGAUUUCAAUAAGUGUCUCCAAACGCUCGAAACUCUUUUCAAAGAGGAUGAAGAUGGCUCUCCGGCCAUGGAAGCUGUCUCGCUCCUUUCCAAGAUGAUGAAGGCUAAAGAGUAUGAUGUACAUGAGAGCGUAGUCAACCUCUUCCUACAUCUACGUCUGCUAUCAGAGUUCUCUCACAAAGCAUCUAAGGAUUCUAUAGACCGUUCGGACAGCGCCGUCGGCCCCAAUGGCAAGAAGCCUAAAUCAAAAAGGGAGUUCCGAACGAAGCGAGAACGAAAACAAAUAAAGGAGCAGAAGUCGCUGCAAAAGGAUAUGGCACAAGCCGACGCAAUAGUGAGCUACGAGGAAAGGGAAAGAAAAGAAGGCGAGACCUUGAAACUCGUGUUCGGCACGUAUUUCCGUAUCCUCAAGCUUCGCGUGCCGCACCUCAUGGGCGCCGUCCUCGAGGGUCUGUCUAAGUACGCGCACCUGAUCAACCAGGACUUCUUCGGCGACCUCCUCGAGGCGCUUAAGGAUCUCAUCCGACAUAGCGAAGCGUCCGAGGACGACGACGUAGAUGGACAAGAAGACGAUGACACGGACGAGACGGCAUCGGCCCGCAACCCUUCGCGCGAAGCUCUCCUCUGCACCACAACCGCCUUCGCGCUCCUCGCGGGCCAGGACGCGCACAACGCCCGCGCGGACCUGCACCUCGACCUAUCCUUCUUCACCGCACACCUCUACCAAACCCUCUUCCCUUUGUGCCUAAACCCCGACCUCGAGCUCGGCGCGCGCUCGUUACACCUGCCCGACCCGGACCAGCGCCCCUCCCCGCACACCACACCCACGACGACCAAGAACAAAGUGAACCUGCAAACCACAACCGUGCUCCUCAUCCGCUGCCUAACCGCCAUCCUCCUCCCCUCCUGGAACAUCCGCUCCGUGCCUCCCUUACGCCUCGCCGCGUUCGCGAAGCAGCUGAGCACAGCGUCGCUGCACGUGCCGGAGAAAUCGGCGCAGGCGAUCCUGGCCCUGCUCUCGGACGUCGCGGCCACGCACGGCCGCAAGAUCGCCGCGCUGUGGAACACCGAGGAGCGCAAGGGCGACGGCACGUAUAACCCGCUCAGCGAGAGCGUCGAGGCGAGCAACCCGUUCGCGGCCACGGUCUGGGAAGGCGAGAUCUUGAGACGCCAUUAUUGUCCUAAGGUUAGGGAGGGCGUUAAGCUUGUGGAGAGGAGCUUGGGGAGGGCGACGGAGAGAUGA
This is a messenger RNA of Annulohypoxylon truncatum, 2114 nucleotides long. Its product is annotated as nucleolar complex-associated protein 3. The record is from RefSeq and is a predicted model, not a curated record. The transcript has a single exon. The coding region runs from base 48 to 2114 and encodes 688 amino acids. Lineage: Eukaryota; Fungi; Ascomycota; Sordariomycetes; Xylariales; Hypoxylaceae. Gene Ontology annotation, cellular component: nucleolus. Gene Ontology annotation, biological process: DNA replication initiation. Gene Ontology annotation, molecular function: chromatin binding.